AUGCUUUAUCUCCUAGUUCAGGUUAAUGAAGGUGUUAAAUGUGUUAUUUCUGAGUGUAUAAUGAGUAUAGAACCCAUGAGCAAUCAAUUUUUUGAUCUUUUUGAUGCAAUUACAUUAGGACAAUAUGAUGAUAGGGAGGUUAAAGUUUUAGUUAGACAAGAAAAGUCUGAAGGCUGGCAAGAAGUAGAUAAUGGGUUAAACGGUGAUUUAAAAAUGUUAGAGGUUUUAGGGUUUAUGCAAGUUAAAUUUUGUCUUGUGCCUAAUACAAAUUUAGAUGUAUCAGAUUCAACUUCAAAUAGUCAAGAUGCUUUUAGUAUUUUGAUGGCAAAUUCAAGACAGCUUUUACUUCCUCGACGUUGUAGUGAGCACAAUAACUAUAACCAACUUUACAAUGAAAUUAUUGAGCUUUUUCAAGCUCAAAAAGUUGGUUGGAUAAAUGAUUUACAUAAAACAAUUAAAAAAAUAUUUGUAACCUGUCUUGCAAGUACUCUCUGGUAUAUUGAUCCAUAUCUUACAACACUACGUGCACGUUCAUGCCACCUACCAGAUUUUUUUGAACAGUUGAAAACGUAUCAGGAGGGUAAAUUAUAUAAUGAAUAUUAUCAUACCAGUCAUCAUAAGAAGAAUCCACUGUCUCAACAAAAACUCACACAUCUUUCGAGUUCUCUUGAAAUUUCUAUUAGCCAACUAUGGGCAAGUAACAAUAUAUGGAAUCGAGUAAUACCCGUGGUUCUCUCUUUAAUUGAAAUUUUGAAAAAAUACUCAGACUAUUUAAAUUCAACUACUGUUAGUAUGAAUGAGCUCCAUCAUAGCAAUGAAAGUGCUCGCAGUCCUGAAAAUAAUAGUACUAUGUACCAAGUUAUGGCUUGUGAAUAUAAUAAACUUAAAGAUCAAUAUGUUCAAUUAAAUAAUUUUUUAUUUACAAAACUGUUUUAUGAACAUGUCGAUAUUCAACACUAUCUUCCCAACGAUGCUAUAGACCGGUAUCGAUUUAUGAAAGUGUUGCAGCUUACAUUUCUUCAAGAAGUUAAUGAAGGUGUUAAAUGUGUUAUUUCUGAGUGUAUAAUGAGUAUAGAACCCAUGAGCAAUCAAUUUUUUGAUCUUUUUGAUGCAAUUACAUUAGGACAAUAUGAUGAUAGGGAGGUUAAAGUUUUAGUUAGACAAGAAAAGUCUGAAGGCUGGCAAGAAGUAGAUAAUGGGUUAAACGGUGAUUUAAAAAUGUUAGAGGUUUUAGGGUUUAUGCAAGUUAAAUUUUGUCUUGUGCCUAAUACAAAUUUAGAUGUAUCAGAUUCAACUUCAAAUAGUCAAGAUGCUUUUAGUAUUUUGAUGGCAAAUUCAAGACAGCUUUUACUUCCUCGACGUUGUAGUGAGCACAAUAACUAUAACCAACUUUACAAUGAAAUUAUUGAGCUUUUUCAAGCUCAAAAAGUUGGUUGGAUAAAUGAUUUACAUAAAACAAUUAAAAAAAUAUUUGUAACCUGUCUUGCAAGUACUCUCUGGUAUAUUGAUCCAUAUCUUACAACACUACGUGCACGUUCAUGCCACCUACCAGAUUUUUUUGAACAGUUGAAAACGUAUCAGGAGGGUAAAUUAUAUAAUGAAUAUUAUCAUACCAGUCAUCAUAAGAAGAAUCCACUGUCUCAACAAAAACUCACACAUCUUUCGAGUUCUCUUGAAAUUUCUAUUAGCCAACUAUGGGCAAGUAACAAUAUAUGGAAUCGAGUAAUACCCGUGGUUCUCUCUUUAAUUGAAAUUUUGAAAAAAUACUCAGACUAUUUAAAUUCAACUACUGUUAGUAUGAAUGAGCUCCAUCAUAGCAAUGAAAGUGCUCGCAGUCCUGAAAAUAAUAGUACUAUGUACCAAGUUAUGGCUUGUGAAUAUAAUAAACUUAAAGAUCAAUAUGUUCAAUUAAAUAAUUUUUUAUUUACAAAACCAUUUUAUGAACAUGUCAAUAUUCAACACUAUCUUCCCAAUGAUGCAUAG
This is a messenger RNA of Dentiscutata erythropus, 1983 nucleotides long. The record is from the annotation of a GenBank genome assembly. Lineage: Eukaryota; Fungi; Glomeromycota; Glomeromycetes; Diversisporales; Gigasporaceae.